AAAUUAACAAAGAAAUAUUUGUGACCAGUCGUAACUAAAGUGACGGAAGUGAAAAUACUUCUACGAUACAGCAGCUCAUAUGCUAUUUGACAAGUUAUUUGUGUUCAAAUAAAUACACAAUUUCAAACAGGGAUUACUUGCAUUACCGGAACAAAACUCUUGUUUCUUACCGGAACUGACGUCAUAUUCAGUAUGGGAAAGGUAGUAUCCAAAUUAUCAGGAUCUAAAUCUAAGAAGAAUCUAUUAAUUAAAUCUGUACAUCAGCACACCGGAAGUAUUAACUGUAUUGCGACAUGUAAUAUCAGUACAAAUAUCCUUUACCCUGGAUAUAGACGCGAUCCACUAGCGGAGCCCAUAGCUAGCGGAAGUCGAUCUUCACCAGAACAGGGAAAGGAAUCGUUUGCUACCGAAAGUAAUUCUGAUUCAGAAAAUGAAAAUGAACUAUCUCAAAGCGGACGUGAUUCUACUCCAGGGAAUGAAAAAGAACCAUUUCCGAGUGGAAGAGAUUGUACUUCGAGGAAUGAAAAGGUACCCUUUGAACGAGAAAGUAGUAGUUUUUCAAGGAAUGAAAGAGUACCGUUUGAAAGUGAAAGUGACUUUAGUCCAAGAAGUGAGAAGGGGCCGUUUGAGAGCGGAAGUAGUUUUACUCAAGGGAAUGAAUAUGAACCCUUUGCCAGCGGAAGUGGCAUAUAUCCUGGUGCCGAAAAAGGAAGAGAAGCACGUGGAAGAAUAAAUGAUCCAGGUCGUAUUGUAACGCUUUUAGCGACCGGAAGUGACGAUUGCACAAUCCGUCUUUACGGUCCCGAUCCAGAUCAACAGGAUUUAAAUGAAUACACAUGUUUACACGUAUACAAAGGUCACGAGAGUUAUGUCACGUGUAUGGUAUUUUGGGACGAAUUUCUCAUCAGUGGAAGCGCUGACAGCACGAUCCGAAAAUGGGACAUCACGGAGCAGGGAGAGGACAGUUGUGUCUACACUAUACGUGGUCAUGAAGCGCUUGUCGAGCGCCUUCUGUGUACCGGAAGUCUUCUAUUUUCUACAUCUUACGACCGCACGGCGAGGUGUUGGGACUUUGCUACUGGUGAUCCUCUGCGUAUUUUUCGGGGACACAAAUUAGCUGUCCUCUGUGUCAUAUUCAUUCCAUCUGAUAGUGACUACAUUGUUGAGGAUGAUCCGGAUAGCGACAAGGACGUGCUUAUCACUGCGUCAUUGGACGGAACAGCACGCUCCUGGGACAUUCACUCGACUUACAACAUGAACAUUUUCUUGGGUCAUGCUGGAGCCAUCACUUGCAUGGCAACUGACUCAGAAGCCAAACAUUUGUUUACCGGAAGUACAGACUUUACCGUGCGCAUGUGGAACAUAUCGAAUGCGUCUCUGGUGCGAAUUUUUAGAGGACACAAGCGAUCUGUGUUAUGCUUACAAGUUGUCAACAAAAUGAUGUACACCGGAAGUUCAGAUCACACCGGAAGAGCUUGGGUAACCGAGUUUGGAGACUGUACCCGAGUGUAUAAAGGUCACAAACACACUGUGAGCGUCGUCAAGGUCAGAGACGGUCUAGUCUACACUGCCUGUGGUGACGGUAUGGCCCGUUGCUAUGACGCAAAAUCAGGAUCGCAGAAACGGGAGUUCAAUGGCAGCACGUCCUCCGUCAGCGCCUUACAGGUUGUGGAUGGGCGACUGUUCACUGGCUCGUUUGACGGCUGCCUCCGGGUCUGGGACGCUACGGGGAUCAAGGAGGAGACCACUUUUGGUAAGGAGGAACACAAGGGGAAGGAGAAGGAGAACGGACAGACAAAAGGAGGCGUCCCAGACAACCAGGUCGAUAGCAACCAGAACAACAACAAAAUUAUGAUCGAUUAAGAGGAAAAUCAUACCGUUUGAACUCAUGAACAUUGACAUAAAGUAUGCCCUCUGACUGUGCCAACAGUGACAUUUGACCCAUAGUCCCGACUUAACUGAGGUUACGGUCAGUAUGACCUCGUACCUACAUUGUAUUGUGUGUAUCCUCCACCCUAGGAGUGAAAUGAAACAAUCUAGAACGUUAUUGUCACUAUUAACUUCAACCUCCUGCCAUGGAUGGGGUAGUGGACAUUUUGUCUUUCGAUUUGGAGGGUGAUCACUUCUGAAAACACACGUCUGCUGAUUGAAGCUGAAACACAUCGGUCAAGUCUAGUGAUUGUUUGUAGUAUAGCUUAAUAUUAAAGACUGAAUUAUUUUGAUGUUUGACCGACUGUUGUCAUUAACAGUCCUGUAAUGGAUGUUGAGUGGUUUUGUUUUCGUCUUGAGAUCAUAAGAACUGUCAAUCGUCAUAUGUAAUGUUUUUCUAGUGUUAGUUUCCUGAUGGAAAGAUGUCAGAAUCCAAAGUUAAAGGUCAUCAUUGUUUAAUUUUUUUUUUUCAUUUUUUUAUCAUUUUUUUUUUUGAAAAAUGUCUAAAUAUGAUAUUUUCAUGAUAAUUUAGAUUGUCUGACCAUGAAAAGAUCAAAUACCAGUUGGUCCUCCACUAAUCUGUCUCGUAGAGAAUCAUUUUAUCAUUUCCGUUUCCGGUUCACACUGACCAGACAGGUGUUCAGGUUUCAAAAACAUGUUUAAACUUUAACUUCAUUUAUGUUGUCGUAAACAAAUAAAAGUGGGUCUUUGUUGAAACUAGAGAAAAGCUAUCAGUUAGUGACAUCAAGUGUCUACUUCGUCAUCGUGUGAGAUCACGUGAUCAUUAUUCAUCUAGUUUCUGUGCUAGCCAAUCAGGAUUGUCUUAGUAUUGCUGUCGGUUAUUGUAAUAGAUUAUAGAUUUUAGCUUUAGAGGUGCGUUUUUAUUAAAAGGUACCAUCAUGAGCGGAAAAGGAGCUGGGGCAAAGAAGACGGCGGUGUGGGGUUGGGUGAUGAAGGGGGAGGGGAUGAAGGUAGCAGAACGGGAUGGGUGAAGAAGGCAGAUAGGGAUGGGUGAAGAAGGCAGAUAGGGAUGGGUUAAGAAGGCAGAUAGGGAUGGGGGAAGAAGGCAGAUGGGUGAAGAAGGCAGAUAGGGAUGGGUGAAGAAGGCAGAUAGGGAUGGGUGAAGAAGGCAUAAAGGGAUGGGUGAAGAAGGCAGAUAGGGAUGGGUGAAGAAGGCAGAUAGGUAUGGGUGAAGAAGGCGUGAUCAGAACACUGGUAGAUUUGAUUAUUAGCAUCUCUUUGUAGCAUUUUCAUUUCAACAUUUGCAACAUUUUUCUCAUGCUUAAAGGGCGAUAAUCCAUGUCAUUUGUAGGCACAAUCAGGAACCGUUGGCACUUUCCGUAAAUGAGAAACUUGUGCGGAAAGUGCCAACGGUUCCCGAUUGUUGUAGGCAGUGCUAACUUGGGAUUAAGAUAGCAUGUUGAUUACCAAUUUGCUGGGUAUUUAUAUUUGGGCACGUGACAACCAAUGACAUCAUUAUCCAGAAUGCAUAACAAUUCCUUGACACAUUUAGUUUGAAGAUGAUAAUGUUCAUGUUUAAUGACAUCGAACUUGCUAACCAAAUGACUUGUAACUCAAUCCUCUCGUUGCUUUUGCGAGAUUACGCGGAGAUUCUCAAAAGGGAAGCAGGAUUUCAUGGGCGAGUGUUACUAAGCAGCCUGCAAACUUCAUAUCACACAAGGGCAGACAACCCAAAGUCUGUCCAUAAUUAGGGGAAAUAUUUCAAAAAAAAACAUGGCAGGAGAUACUUAAUUACCAGUGCCCGGUUGGGGGAUGGGGGGGGGGGGAUACAUUGCUGUUUCA
Messenger RNA from Mizuhopecten yessoensis (Yesso scallop), 3732 nucleotides. RefSeq names its product WD repeat-containing protein 86-like. Lineage: Eukaryota; Metazoa; Mollusca; Bivalvia; Pectinida; Pectinidae. Gene Ontology annotation, molecular function: protein binding. The record is from RefSeq and is a predicted model, not a curated record. The coding region runs from base 193 to 1863 and encodes 556 amino acids. The transcript has 4 exons.